Molecule: messenger RNA, 2025 nt
Organism: Bombus impatiens (common eastern bumble bee)
Lineage: Eukaryota; Metazoa; Arthropoda; Insecta; Hymenoptera; Apidae
Product: enoyl-CoA hydratase domain-containing protein 3, mitochondrial
Exons: 7
Coding region: 120-968 (282 amino acids)
Cellular component (GO): mitochondrion
Molecular function (GO): hydro-lyase activity
Source: RefSeq, a predicted model, not a curated record
UUUAGCCAAAUCAUGAUUUACAAUCAGUAUAUGUCACAAGUUACAUUUGCUUUCGAAAAAGUAACAGAAUUAAUACUAUUAUUUUACAAAGAAAUUAAUAUAAAAGGAAUCAACCUAAAAUGUUAAGAUUUAUAAAGAAAGAUAUUUUUAUUUGUUUUCAGGUGGGAAGAUCUAGUACGAGGACUUUUUCUAUAAAUAGAAUGUUGUUUUCAGAAGAAAAAUAUCUAGAAAUCAAGGAAGAUAAUGGAGUAAGAAUAUAUUACAUCUGCAAAGUAAAGACAUUGAUAUUAAAUCAUCCAGAAUCUCGCAAUUCUUUAUCUUUGAAAAUGUUAAAGUCUUUAUUAAUAAACAUAAAAAAGGAUGAAGAUAGUAAAAAUCUUCGAUCCAUAGUUAUUAAAUCUGGAUUGGAAAAAGUAUUUUCUGCUGGACACAACUUAAAAGAACUGACUGGUAACAAUGAGAAACUUCACAAGGAAAUCUUUGAAACAUGCUCAGAGUUGAUGCGAACAAUUACUCAAAGUCCUGUUCCUAUAAUUGUUGCUGUAGAUGGUAUAGCAACUGCAGCUGGUUGUCAAUUGGUUACUGCAUGUGAUAUUGCUAUUUGCACUGAACAAAGUUCAUUUGCUACACCAGGAGCCAAUCUUGGAAUAUUUUGUUCUACACCAGGUUUUAGCAUUACUGGCAAAGAAGCAUACGAAGCAGGACUUGUGAGUAAAGUUGUACAAAAUGAUAAAUUUGAAGAAGAAAUUGAAAAGAUUACUACAUCUAUAAAUAUGAAAAGCCGUUCUAUUAUUCAUGUUGGAAAAACAUUUUUGUAUGAACAAUUGGAUCUUGAUAUGUCAACUGCAUAUUUCUUAGGAACUGAAAAGAUGAUUAAUAGUUUAAAAAUGAAAGAUGCUCAAGAAGGAAUCAAAAGUUUCAUUGAAAAGCGAAAACCUAUUUGGAGUCAUGAUUAUGAGAAAAAUUAAUAUGGAUUGGUGUAUAUAUAUAUAUGAAAUAUCUAAUAUAAAUUCCUAAUAAUGGAAAAAUUUUUAUUAUUUUUGUAGAAAAUGUUAUAAAUAUGAUUACUUCUAUUGUAUUUCUAUAUUAAACCAUCUGACAUAAUAAAAUUUAUUAUGUUCUUUGUUAGUUUUUCACAGUUAAUUAUUAAAAUUAUGUUAUUGUAAUUAACUUAUCUUUCUCCCACCGAAGAAUUGGUUCUCCUUGUUGGAACUAUUCAAAAGUGUCGUUUUUAUAGCGGUAAGAUAAAGAACGAAACAAAAGGAAUUUUUAACCUUACAUGACAGUAAAAUUCGCUUACAAUGUAUCAUCGAUUUAUGUUCAAAUUUAAAACAAAUUUCAUGCAAAAAUUCAUGUAAAAAAUACGUGAAUAUAAUUACUCAAAUAUAUUUAAAUAGAUUUUUAUAUACUACAAAAUAUUUCUGCUUUCAAAAUUGCACUAGAAAUUUUGGGUGGAUAAAAAACCAAAUUUAUUUUAUUGAGAUAUGAAUGAACCUUUUAUGAAAGAGAUUUGUUUUUAACAUUUUACAAAUUUAUGUCAGAAAAUGAAAUAUUUAAUUUUCUUCCAUUUUCGUUAUCAAUUGCAUAAGUCUUCUUCCUUUUAAGAUUAAAAGUUUACAUAAUAACAGUAUAAAUUAUACAAAAUAAAUCUAGAAAUUGUAAAGAUUAUAGUGGGAUCUCUCUAUUUCAGUAAUACACAUGUAGAUUACAUAUCACAGAAUAAAAGUGCGUACUUUAAAUACGAGAGGUCUUUGUAAAGAUAAGAAAGUCGUGGUGGUCGGCGGCGUCAUCAAUCUCGAAGAACGCUGAUAUCUCGACUACUCGUUACAAAAAUGCUUUUUUCCCGUGUUCAUUUCCCAUUUUGUCUCUCGUUAAAUCUGUCUCUCCCCACUUGUUUGCGAGGCACGUUCAUAAAUCGAAACCAAUAUUGUUAUAUGAAGUUAGUACGACGUCGGGUCCUAACAAAGUUAGAGCGUCGAAUGUUUUGUUUGCAAAAUAAUAGAAAGUGCGUUCGUUUUCAUUGUA